Ceutorhynchus assimilis (cabbage seed weevil) is the source of this 1273-nucleotide messenger RNA. The record is from the annotation of a GenBank genome assembly. NCBI's taxonomy places the organism in Eukaryota, Metazoa, Arthropoda, Insecta, Coleoptera, Curculionidae.
UGAAAAUCGUUGGACUGUGUAUUUGAGAUCCUGAAAAGUUAUAGACUAGUAGCUGGUCAUUCCGAACGCCUUAAAACUGUACCAUAAUACGAAAGUUCCAAGUUCACCACUAGCCUUUGUACAUACAUGGACGCUAAUUUAGUUGAUAAAUAAGGUAUUAAAACAAUGGUGAAGAGUCAGAGCUUCCGCUUUGCGUGGAAAUGCCAGCAACCCACAGUGCUAUCAGGAUUUUGCAAUCUACUAGAAAAUGGAAAGUUAUUGGACAUGACUUUGGCUGCUGGAGGCGAACGUCGGAAAGCACACAAGCUUGUACUUUCGGCGUGCAGUCCUUAUUUUGAGAAAUUACUGACCGAUGAAUUCGAUAAACAUCCCGUUUUGAUGUUAAGAGAAGACAUCAAACCCGAACAACUUGAAGCCAUCAUGGACUACAUGUAUAAAGGUGAGGUGUACUUGUCCAUUGAUAAAAUUCAGGGGUUUCUUAAGGCAGCCAGAGCAUUGCAAAUUAGAGGGCUGAAUGGACCUGAUACACUUCGAAACUUGACAUACAAGAACAGACCCCCUGAUGAUGGAGCAUGCUCAAGUUCAACUGCACCAGGACCUGACAAGCAGCAAAUAUUGACAAGACGCAAGUUGGACAAUGAUUCUUGUCAAGCAUCUACUUCUUCCGAUACUCGAAGCUUGACCCAGAAUAUUACCUCACCAACUAUACCAUCCCGUAAUAACCUUAUGGAUAGAGUAGAUACUAGGAGAAAUCUACCAAAUGGGAGAGCCAAGAAAACAGGACUGGGACCAUUAAAAAAUGAAGCAAAAGUCCAAGAAGUAUUUUUAACACCUCGGGAAGUGAUAGAUCCACGGAAGAACUUGGGAGUUAUGAAAAUAGUCAUAAAUAAGAAGGUUCGUAAAUUAAAAAUGUCCAGUCAUCAAUUCUUUCUAUGAUUAUUAUUCCUAAUCAAGAGACCCAGGUUUUAAUAUUAGGUAUGAUUCAACACGCCAAAAACCUGGUUUCAAAAUAAAUUUGCAUGCAAAUUGCCAAAUCUACGUACAAAAUUAAGUUUUGUCAGAAUCUUGACGAUAAAUUUUACGAUUUCCUCCUGUGUUGGGACAAAGCUAUAGUGAUAUCAUUAUAAUUAUUGUUAAUGUAAAAAAAAAUUAUCCAAUACUUAGGUAGGUACAUAUAAUGACACUAUAGGUGCUUUGAUUUUAAAUGAAUAAUAGCUGUUAGUUGCUCGCGGCUUCCUGUAUUUAGUAGUUUUGGCUGUGUGUUAUAGACCAG